Molecule: messenger RNA, 280 nt
Organism: Meloidogyne enterolobii
Lineage: Eukaryota; Metazoa; Nematoda; Chromadorea; Rhabditida; Meloidogynidae
Source: the annotation of a GenBank genome assembly
UUUAUUUAAAGAAUUAAUACGCCAUUUGGAUAUAAUAGGACAAGAUAAAGACGAAAAGUUAGAUAAUAUGUGGUUGAUAAAGAAAAAUAAAAAACGCUUUGUAGUUUGGAUAAAAAAAUUACUGAAGGAUGAAUUAUUUAAUGAAAUUGAGAUAAUAAAAAAUGUUGAUCAAAAAGGGAAGAAAGUUAUUGAUAGUGAUAAUACUUAUAUGGAGGAACAAGGAACACAAAUUAAGGACUUUUUGGAUAGAUUGAAAGAAGGUAAUCGAUAUUUAAAUUGA